CGAGCCCCGUGUCUGAACAGCUCGCCGCGAGGUCACGAGGCCGGGCCCCUAUCUUCAGUGCCGGAUCGAGGCCACCCACAGAGGGAGAGACGAGGGGCAGCAUGGUCGUCCUAACCUUCUCUCGUCUUCUCCCCCAAACCCCAUCGCCACCGCGCGCCGCCCUCUCCCGACCGGCGCGCCACGUUCGCGGCCUCAUCCAGAUCCGGUCACCACCGUCGUGGCCCCCUCCACUCCUCUCUUUCGCACCCGUCCGCCGCCCGCUUCGCUCCUCAGCCCAAGAAAACGGCGGCGCAUCCGAAACCCUAGAGGAGGAGGAUGCAGCGGCGGGGGAGGAGACUUCUGGAAAGAAGAAAGAGGAUGAGAAGCAAGCCGCCGCCGCAUCGGCGACGCCGUCGGUGCCAGAGGAGAUCAAGGAGAUGAUGGAGGCGAGGAAGAAGUCGUCGCCGGCGCUGGAUCUGUGGGGAGGGGUGGCGGAGGAGGUGAGGGAGAUCGAGUGGCCGGCGUUCGGGAAGGUCCUAGGUACCACCGGCGUCGUCCUCGCCGUCAUCGCCGGCUCCAGCGUCGCUCUUCUCACCGUCAACGCCAUCCUCGCCGAGUUAUCCGACCGGGUCUUCGCCGGCAGGGGCCUCCAGGACUUCUUCGGAUAAGACUACUCUGGCUCCCUUCGUCCCCACACUCUCUGCUCAAAUUUUGAUGUUUCCCUCCUUUUUUCCCCACUCCCCUUCUUUCAUCCUCCACUUUCCGAUGUACAUUAUUAUUUUUCCGCUAAAAAUUGAAGUUCGUAAGACUAAAAUGAUCAUUUGAUCCUCUUCUUACCAA
Messenger RNA from Phoenix dactylifera (date palm), 819 nucleotides. RefSeq names its product secE/sec61-gamma protein transport protein (gene SECE1). Gene Ontology annotation, cellular component: chloroplast thylakoid membrane. NCBI's taxonomy places the organism in Eukaryota, Viridiplantae, Streptophyta, Magnoliopsida, Arecales, Arecaceae. The record is from RefSeq and is a predicted model, not a curated record.